CAAACCCUCAUCCUAAAGAAGAGAGAGAGAGAGAGAGAGAGAGACGGAGAUGGGAAAGCGAAAGCGUAGAUCGGAAACCCUAACCAUGGCGGAGCAUACGAACGCGGGAGAGGUGGCCAUGGGCGACGAGGAGGAGAAAGGGGACGUCGAGGUGGAGGAGGAGGAGGAAGACGAAGGGAGGGGCUUCUUUGCGUGUUACCUCCUCUGCUCCUUGAGCCCUCGCCACAAAGGUCGCACCUACAUCGGGUUUACAGUGAACCCUAGGCGGAGGAUCAGGCAACAUAAUGGUGAGAUAAGGUGCGGUGCAUGGAGGACUAAGCGUGGCCGGCCUUGGGAGAUGAUUCUCUGCAUCUAUGGCUUUCCCUCGAACGUAUCGGCACUUCAGUUUGAAUGGGCCUGGCAACACCCAACCGAGUCUUUAGCUGUUAGAAAAGCAGCUUCUAGUUUCAAAUCGCUCGGCGGUAUUGCUAAUAAGAUCAAACUGGCCUAUACAAUGCUUAACCUUCCAUCAUGGGAGAAUUUAAAUCUCACAGCGAAUUUCUUCUCGACAAAGUAUAUGAAGCUUUCUGCUGGUUGUCCGAAACUGCCGAAGCAAAUGAAGACCAGUAUUUGUUCCAUGGAUGACCUUCCCUGCUAUGUUGAGGGCCCAAUAAUAUACGAUUACAACGAAGAACAUGAAGAGGAGAAUAGGAACGAAGAAUUUGAUAUUCUCCAUCGAACGAAUUCCGGUGAUUACAUUGAACAUCUGGAGAAGCAUAAACCAACUUCAUCUGAAUCCAGCUUAACUCCGAGCUCGUGCGAUGAAGACGUUCGUUCCGGUGAUUACAUUGAACGGCUGGAGAAGCAUAAACCAACUUCAUCUGAAUCCAACUUAACUCCGAGCUCGUGCAAUGAAGACCCGUUUUAUAUCGACCAUUCCAAUAAUGAAGCCUCAUCUAAUAACCUAUUGCUCCAGCAGGAGAAUAAUGUCAUAGAUUUGUCGACGCCGUUGAGCUGCUCGAUCCGCUCCUUCUCAAGAGGGGCUUCAGUUUGUCCUCAGAUAAUUGAUUUAACCGGCUCCCCCAUCACCAUUCAUUUGUAAUAAAAUUGUAAUAAGGUUAGGAACUUCUGUUCCCUCUUGAAUGCUAUCGUCUUGUAAGAACAUUUGGCAUGAAAUCACUUAAAAUGAAUGCUUGAAAUAAGCAUAA
This is a messenger RNA of Ananas comosus (pineapple), 1187 nucleotides long. Its product is annotated as structure-specific endonuclease subunit slx1. NCBI's taxonomy places the organism in Eukaryota, Viridiplantae, Streptophyta, Magnoliopsida, Poales, Bromeliaceae. The transcript has 4 exons. Gene Ontology annotation, biological process: double-strand break repair via homologous recombination. Gene Ontology annotation, molecular function: 5'-flap endonuclease activity; crossover junction DNA endonuclease activity. Gene Ontology annotation, cellular component: Slx1-Slx4 complex. The coding region runs from base 50 to 1081 and encodes 343 amino acids. The record is from RefSeq and is a predicted model, not a curated record.